GGUACUGGUGGUGAUGACUCAUAUUCAUUUCUUGUAUCUGGCUCUAAACAUACUUGUAGGUUUGUAGUUCCCGAAAUAUUCGUGAUAAUGGAGUAAAGGAUGUUUUGUGUAUUAUUUACAUAAUUUUAAUUGGUAGUGACUUAUUUGUGCUUCAUUGAAAUGUUUACUGUUGUGGCAAGUGUGUUUUGUAUUUGUGAAGUUCCUAUUUGGACAUAAUGUUUUAAAUACCUGUUGUCAGCAAUAUUUGGAUUUAUUACAUACCCAACAGGCACUGGGACAGGUCGUUUUUGCUCUUCCAGAUAUAGAUUGUGACGUUAUACCGGAGCGUCAUGUCAGUUUGCCUCGAAAGUAGUCGGCCGCGGGACGGUCUAAAGCUUCCUUUGAACAGGAGCAUCAGUGAGCCCGGUCCCCAGACACCAACCACCCAUCUGUCUCUGAGUCCGCCGAAAAGAUUCAAACUGGAGACCGCCAGCGUGAGCCUGCCGACUAGCCCCUGCGCGGAAAGUGCGAACCUCCAGCGGACCUGGGUGCUGAACAAUGUCAAAACCAUGGACGACGACGCCCUCAAGGCGAAGAUGGAAGACAGGAGGCCCGGCCCUAAGUCCUACAUCCUCCUGGACUGCAGGCCCUUCAUGAGUUACAACAUGAACCACAUAUCGGGUGCGAUCAACGUCAACUGCUCGGAUAGGUUCAACAGGAGGAGGCUGCAGCAGGGGAAGGCUACCUUGGCCGACCUCGCCACAACGCGAGAGGGCAAGGAAGUACUCAAAAAACGCUCCUUCCGCGAAGUGAUUAUAUACGACGACUCGACGAGCGACAAGGAGAGGAUUACCAUAGGCCAUCCGCUGUUGCUUGUUUUGACGUCCCUGGUCGACGACCACAAGGAACCGUCGCUGCUUAUUGGGGGACACCGGGAGUUCCACCGCAAGCACAAAGAGCUGUGCGAAGACACGCUGGUCUCCGGGCUGACAUCUCGGGGGUUACCGUCGUCGGCCUCUUGCCCCGCUUUGGCAGAUGUGGAUUCCUAUCCCGCAUCGAAAGUUUUACCCUUUUUGUACCUGGGCAACAGCAAAGAUGCAGCUGAUCUGUCUUGCCUGCAAGGCCUCGGCACCACCUGCGUAUUGAACGUCACCUCACAACUACCAGGCUACCACGAAGAAUGCGGUAUAACGUACAAGCAGAUACCCGCCACAGACUCUGGACACCAGAACCUCAAGCAGUAUUUCGAAGAGGCCUUCGAGUUCAUCGAGGAAGCGAGGAAGAGCGGUUCGAGGGUGUUGGUGCACUGUCAGGCGGGAGUGUCCCGCAGUGCCACGAUAGCGAUAGCCUACAUAAUGAAAUACAAACAGAUGUCAAUGAUAGAGGCCUACAAGAAGGUGAAAGAAGCCCGGCCUAUAAUAUCGCCGAAUUUAAAUUUCAUGGGACAACUGUUAGAGUUAGAACAAAGUUUACGGAGUGAUAGUAGUAGUAGUAACAACCACCAGUGUCGCUGGAGCCAGCAGUCGACGGAUGAAGUGACGCAGGGCUGUAGUGUGUAGAGGGAGAACAGACAGUGAAAGUUGUAUUUCGUACGGACAUAAGUAAAGCAAAUAGUCAUCGGCUCGCCAUAGAGUUAAAAUCUAGUCUAAUAUUGGUCAAAUGGCUGUGUACCAUUAAAGAUAUUUCACAUUAUAAUAUACAUAUACAGGAAGGAUGUUUAUGUUAGUACUUUUUACAGCAGCUUAACCGAUCGGUUUGUAACCUGUUAGUAAAGAAAUACUCUCUUAGGAAAAUGAAACGAGGAAUCGGACUGCACCCAUUUGUUUUGGCAGCGAAUGUAUAUUGUUUAUUGUAUAAUAUUAUUUAUUAUGUAUUAAAUGUAACUCUACCGUAUAAGAAUUAUCCUUAGGUUCUUCCCGGUCCAAACCGGAUAUUUAUCGGUAUAUAAAAAUGCCAUAUUUAAUGUUUGUUCAACCAUAGUCAGUGUUUUUAGUUUUUGUGCAGAAUUUAAUUGUUGUUUUGAGUAUGUUCGAUAUGAUUUUCUUCGAGCGGAUAAGGAAGUGAAACUUUGUAUUCAGGGUUUUCAUAAUUAUAAUUGUGAUUCUUCAUAGAUUUUUAGUUUAUUGUAUGUGCAGGUACAAAGAAAGGUGCGUUUAGAGUUAGUGUAGCUGUAAAUACCGCGGGUUUCAAACUACACUGUUUUUCUCGAGUACCUAUGAAUAUAGAUAGAUGAGAGUGAGCUAUCACAUUAAAAUAUGUGCCUUCACCUUUAUUUGUAAACUAUGUAUAGAGUUCAGACUGUAAAAAUGGGUCUUGUAUAUCAAGUCUUCAAUUUGUAAAUACAUUAAAUGUUAUUAAAAA
Molecule: messenger RNA, 2340 nt
Organism: Anoplophora glabripennis (Asian longhorned beetle)
Lineage: Eukaryota; Metazoa; Arthropoda; Insecta; Coleoptera; Cerambycidae
Product: dual specificity protein phosphatase 10
Exons: 4
Coding region: 330-1538 (402 amino acids)
Biological process (GO): protein dephosphorylation; negative regulation of MAPK cascade
Cellular component (GO): cytosol; cytoplasm
Molecular function (GO): MAP kinase tyrosine/serine/threonine phosphatase activity; protein tyrosine/threonine phosphatase activity
Source: RefSeq, a predicted model, not a curated record